Messenger RNA from Prunus armeniaca (apricot), 1806 nucleotides. The record is from the annotation of a GenBank genome assembly. Lineage: Eukaryota; Viridiplantae; Streptophyta; Magnoliopsida; Rosales; Rosaceae.
AUGAAGCCAGUGCCAGUACGAAUCAUCUCACCUCUGAAAGCAUGCCGCGGCAGCCACUUGAAUGUCAUGGGCGCCGGACUCACAAGAUUAAUGGCGUCUCCUCCUCCUCCAGAGCUACCACUGCUAGAAUCACCACCCCCCUCACCCUCAACAACAACAACAGACCACCACAUUAACCACCCCUGCCUUGAUCUGUGUUUCAACGUCUACCAUCGGGACAACCCGGCCAAAGCAGAGGCCAACCACAGGUAUCUGAAGCAACUCCUCCCGGUUGCCUGGUCCCACAAUCCCUUAACCACCCUCAAGCUCAUCUGCAACCUCUUAGACAGGCGUUCAGGUUCAAUAACAGAUGCCGAAGCCUUCUACAAGGCGGCGUUUUGGCUCCACCACAACCACCCCAAGACCCUCGCCUCCAACCUCCUGCCUAUUGCCGCCUGGUUCGGAUAUGGUGGUGGUAUGAGAGACCUUGUGCGGAUUCUCCACCGGAUUCUUGCAGGCCAAGACGAGGUCGAUGACGAGAUGAUGUUCGCCAUGGCUGACAAGGUGGCUGUCGAGAGGUACGAGACUGACCCCGAUUAUCGCUUGUUACACGAACUCGUUUCGGAUAUUUUCGCCCACUGCCUCAACCGUGAUUUUCAACUUCUGAAGAAGGGGAUGCAAAUGGAUGAUAGUAUUAAUGUUGAUGAUCAUGAUAAUGAUAAGUCCUCUUCUAAUAAGUGCUUCGAGAUCACUAAUGCCGCCGAUUGGCUCGACCAUCGAGCCACUUUCCUGUUGGAGAGCGUUGCGAGGAAGGUUUUCCAGCAUCGACACCCACAAAGAGAUGUUAAGGAGGAGGAGGAGGAGGAGCAGGCUGGUUAUGCCUACAGACUCCGAGAGCGGCUGAUGAAGGAGGUUGUGGAGCCCUUGAGGAAGAUGACUGCCUCGGACUAUGACAUUGCACUUAAUAAACCUCCCGACUGCAACAGGUGGGGUUAUGAUUGCAAGUUUGAUGAAGACGACUGCGUGUCUCGGAUAUAUUUGGAGGAAUUGAAAGCUGCAGCUUCCAAGAUUGAGAACCCUGCGGCUCUGCUUCCACAUCAGAUCAUAUGCUAUGUGAAUGAUGAGGAUCUCGGGCAAGUGGCUGAGCUUCAGUGGAACGCAAUGCUGGGGGACAUGAUCAAGGGCACAGGCACAUGCAAAGUUAAGAAGAAGAAGAAGAAGAAGAAUUUGAAUAACAGCUUGGCUGUUUGUGAUGUCUGCCCCUCAAGAAUGAGUGGAUUUCCCAUUGAUGUAUCGGUGGGCUUGGGACUGUUAGUGUCUGAACUGAGUGAAGAGCAGGCAUGGAAAGGAAAGGUGAUCAACUUCAGCCGAAACCCCCGACUGCAUUGCAUACCACAAGGCGAUAGCCUCAAGGCCAAGUGCGACUUUUUGAGGAGGAUGGACUGCCCGGACCUGAAGGGAGAGGUUGAUAUUCAAAAGGUGUUUGAUUUGAUUCUACAAGUUGCUGUGCAUGGGAAUUUGAAGCCGGAACAAAUGAUCAACAAGGUAUUUGUGAUCACCACCUACUUACACUAUGACGAGGCUUGGGCACAUCCAUGGCAGAGUGAUUAUGAGGCAAUACAGAGCAAGUUCAAGGAAAAAGGGUACGGGGAUGUGGUACCACAGAUAGAGUUUUUGGAUGUGAUCGACUCCUCCUACUUCGAGAACCACAAGUUGGUCAAGUGGUUCUUGGACACUGAUGGGGAAAUCAUGGAAAGGGAUCCCGAACAAAUCAUGGAAGCAGAAAUCUCCCCCCUAGCCUAUCAAUCUCUGGUUGUAGUGGACUGA